AGCCUCCCCUUUCAUCUGCAUAAUUAUUGGUGAUUGUGGUAAUAUUGAUUAGUUAUUGACUAGUCAUUAGUCUCCCAUUUCAUCUGGAUUAUUAGUGAUCGUGGGUCAUAUUGAUUAGAAUUUUGACAACCCAAUUAUUGACUAUUACUCUAGUUAGUAGUCUCCCCUUUCAUCGAGAGCUAAAGAUAUGGACGCUGAACUCAUCAAUUCUGCUCGAUCUCAUCCUGUGAUUGAAAGCUUUGGUUUGGACUUUGAUGAUGAUGAUGAGGUAGCAGUGACCAUGAGGAAGAGAAAAAGAUCGUUAGAGGAGAACGCGAGACAAUCUCAUGAAGCUACUACACCUCUAAAGCUAUCAUGUAAGAUUAUGCUUAAAUGUAGUCAUCCUUAUUCAUCAAAGCAUAUUGAUUUUAAGGUGGAACCAGAUUUUUGUGGUAAUGGGUGGAAAUAUAAUUUGGAUUCUGAAUUGCUCGGUCCACAUAAUAUUUCUAGGUAUAACCCCCAAGAGUGUUUUGUUCUCACCCAUAGAAAAUAUACUGUUACGCUGAAGGAUUGGUUGAAGAACACAAAAAAUAAAUGGUGUCCGAUUUAUCAGAGGUGGAAUGUAUAUCGGCCAAAUGAGGAGGCUAGGCAAAUUAUACAAGGCAUACUCCGUGCGGUUUAUGAACUUCACACUGAUAAUUCUUUUCAUGGUUUUUUAUAUCAUCCUGAAAAUUUUGCUAUAUAUGAUGAAUCAGUGAUUGGAAGUGAUCACGAGAAAAUUAAACGUGUCUUCCUCAUACAUGCAAAUUGUGAAUUGAAUCAAUAUUUUGCUGCUCCUAACAGCGAAGCAAUCGAAGAGGGAAAGAAAAAUGACAUGCUUGCGGUGUUAGAUGUCAUUUUUAAUCAAAUUAUUAAAUAUGAGCGUAGCUUGAGAUGCCCAAAAGAUCUGCAGAAGCUACAUGAACUACUUGAACAACAAGAUGUGAGUUCACACAGUUGGAAACUUAUUGUUAAUCACCCAUCUUUGUGGCAUUGGAAGUUAAGAUUUAGUUAUUUUGAACGUGUUCAGAUGCAAUUUUUGCAUGCUAAACAAUCUAUUCAGAAUUCUAUGAGACAAGAAUUUAACAAUAUUCAAGAAGUACAAGGCUGGACACAAAGAAUUCCUCCUAACACUCCCCUUCAGAAGGUGUUGCACUUCGGCAAUAAACCAUAUUCAACAACGCCGGAAGAGCUAUUGCGGUAUCUUAGGAACCUUCAUGUCCAUUAUAAAGAUGGAUGGCGUGGUGAUCCGAAAUACUUACAUGGGAAAGUUAUUGAACUUUUGGCUACUCAAGUUUCCGAACUCUUUCUAGUAGACUUGUACAACAUCAUGUGUAAGUUGAAUAUGAAGAUCUAGAGGCUUGACAGUGGCCCUUUUUAUGUAGUUUCCGAACUCUUUCUAGUAGCUUGUACAAUAUCGUGUGUAAGUUGAAUAUUAAGAUCUAGAGGCUUAACCCUGGCCCUCUUUAUGUGUUGAGAGGGGUUCUUUUCUAUGUUGUAGAUGAUGUUUUAAGUUGUUCAUUGACAUGAUAUCAAUCAUGUGCGAAAUAUGGCUGCAAAACUUUUGUUGGCUUC
This is a messenger RNA of Quercus robur (English oak), 1593 nucleotides long. RefSeq lists its product as uncharacterized. The record is from RefSeq and is a predicted model, not a curated record. Bases 188 to 1375 code for a protein of 395 amino acids. The transcript has 2 exons. NCBI's taxonomy places the organism in Eukaryota, Viridiplantae, Streptophyta, Magnoliopsida, Fagales, Fagaceae.